UUAUCAGCAGCAACUUCAAGGAAGUACAUUUUAGUAUGCAAUAUAAUGUUUAUGUGAAAUGUGCGGUGAAAUUGUUUGAAAAAGAAUAAAUAAUUUAUCCUAAGAAAUAAGUUGAAUACGUUGGAUAUGUCGCAUUGGAAAAGUAACAAAGAAUGGGUUGUGUCAAUAGUCGAACAGAUAUUAAUGAUCUACAUCCAAAUGUUUUUCAAGUGAUGAAUGUAGAUGAUUUAGGUAAUUUAAUUACACCUGGACGUUUAGAAGUUACAGAAACUGAUAUAGUGCUAUAUCAACGUGGUAAACAACCUAUUAAGUGGCCACUACGUUGUUUAAGGCGAUAUGGUUAUGAUGCUGAAAUUUUUAGUUUUGAAUCAGGAAGAAGAUGUUCUACAGGUCCAGGCAUUUAUGCUUUUAAAUGCCGUAGAGCUGCACAUUUAUUUAAUCUUGUGCAAACAAAUAUUCAGGUUUGUAAUAAUAGUGGAGAUGAUACAAUGUCUAGAGAACUUCCAGUUGCUUCUCAUGCUGCUCCAACAGUAACAAGAGUGACAAUACCAGUUGAGCCUAAUUAUUUGGAUCCUAUAUUAAAUAGAUCUAAUAAUCAUAUGGGUCCUAGAUUUGUUCAUAAUCAACAAAAUGGAGUUGGAAGACUCGAUAGUGUAGGAAGUAGCACUGGUUUUAUGUCAUCUCAAGGAAACAUAAACUCUCCUACAUCACCUCCUGUGCUGCCACCACCACCACCACCACCACCACCACCAUUUCCUCAACCACAUCCGUCCUCACUUUAUGUAAAUGAAGAAGUAUUGUCCUCUCUCUCAUUAGAAAUGGAACAUAAUAACAACAAAAGCCUUAGAAGAGCAAUACAGAGGUCUUGUACAGUCAGUAAUUCUAUAUCUGAUAAUGGAUCAGCAUCAAUGGAACUAACAUCUGUUCAUAAAAAUACAGAAAUCACUUCUCAAAUUAAAUCACCACUUUCAAUAGCAACUUAUAUAAAUAUAGAUAUUAAUAAUGAUGUUAGUCUAUUAUCUCCAACUCAUAGUAUAUCUGAAAUAAUGCAAUUUAAAGAAGAUAAAAAUGAAAAUAAUGAAUGUGGACAUGCUUAUAUAAAUAUAAAUCCUCAAGAACAUGCAGAAUCUUUUAGUGCUAAACCACGACCUUUACCAUUGUCGUCUAUUCAAUCUGAUAUAGAAGAAACAACAAGACAUUGUUAUGCUAAUUUAGAAUCAAAUGAAAUUGAAAAUUUAAGGAAAAGAUUUUCCGGAGUAUCGAUUGCGGAGAAAUCGCCUUUACCUCCAUCAACGCCUACAGGUGGUCCAAUUAGAGAAGUAAAUUAUGCUGUAUUAGAUUUGGAUACAAAAGAUGUGCCAAUGAAUUUACCAUUAGAUGGUCCUUCAAAUUCUACUGCAUCUCCUCCAGAAUCUCCAAAUAAACUACAAAAAGGGUAUGCUACAAUAGAUUUUAAUAAAACAGCCGCUCUUUCUCAUUCAGUCAAUCCAAAUAUUGUAAAUGAUAACGAAGGUUCAAGAAAAACACGUCACAAUUCUACAAUUAGUGAUUUAGCAGCCUCUGGUAGGCGUAGUUCGUCUAUAAGCGAAUAAUAAGUUUUUUGUUUCCUGACUGUGCCUGCAUGUAUUGAAUAUCUGUAGCAUUUUAUAGAAAGUAUAAAAUAUUUGAUUAAAUA
Molecule: messenger RNA, 1675 nt
Organism: Apis cerana (Asiatic honeybee)
Lineage: Eukaryota; Metazoa; Arthropoda; Insecta; Hymenoptera; Apidae
Product: fibroblast growth factor receptor substrate 2
Biological process (GO): fibroblast growth factor receptor signaling pathway
Cellular component (GO): cytoplasm
Molecular function (GO): fibroblast growth factor receptor binding; transmembrane receptor protein tyrosine kinase adaptor activity
Source: RefSeq, a predicted model, not a curated record